Molecule: messenger RNA, 1711 nt
Organism: Mollisia scopiformis
Lineage: Eukaryota; Fungi; Ascomycota; Leotiomycetes; Helotiales; Mollisiaceae
Exons: 4
Coding region: 366-1364 (332 amino acids)
Source: RefSeq, a predicted model, not a curated record
UUUCAAACCAAGAUUCUACACCACAUUUUCUCACGACAGAAACUGCCCCAAAUGCCCUCCCUUUUCUCCCUCACCAUGGCAUCGCGGCGAGUGAGUUAUGGCGAUGAGGAGCGUUCCUCGUCGUCUUUCCUUCUUGACGAUUACUCUCAUCGAUAAUCAUCGCUCUCCACAUCGAGCACCAUCAAUUCAUCCCAUCUUUUGGCUUCGAGGACCUCUAGGACCUGUCUUAGAUACCUACUACAAGUAGGAUACACGGAAUCAAGCUUGCAGAGCUCCCACACUCGCUGGUGUGUCAGAAUUAAAUAUACCUUAAAUUCUCAUUCAACUCAAGAAAACCAUCCAAAAGCUCUUGAAAGUCCAGAAUCAUGUCGGACAACGGAGCAACUGAUUUCGAGGACAUUCCCUUGAGCGACUAUCCUGUUACUGGCACGACUGGUGACAUGGUUGCAGACGAUAUUGACAUCACUGUCCAAGCUAUUCAGGAUGCCUUCGGUGGUGAUGGAGAAAACAAUGGGAAUGUUGCAGCGGGAGCUGAGGACAUUGACUCUGCGGAUGACAAUGCUCCAGCUGGUAAUCCAGAAGUCGACGAGAAUGCUACCAACCAAGGCGGUCAACCCAACUCUACAGCAGAUGCAAAUUUGCCGAACAACAACGCUGAGCCCGGUGGAGCUGAAAACAAUCUCCCUGCCGCGGACGGCCCUCAAGGAGAGCAAGCGGGAGCGCAAGAAGGAGACAACCAAGGAGAUCAGCUCAAUGCUCCAGCAGGCGCACCUUUGAACAACACUAAUGACCUAGAAGUUGGCCAUGGCGCCCGCAAUGUUGCCCAUGCUUGGCCUCAGCCUGGACGUGGCAUGAAAUACUUUCUCCAUGCUAAUAUCCUCUGCAUGGUCUUCUCUAUUGUCGUCGUCUACUUGUCUGACCCGCAAUACAACGCUGAUCUCGCUAAGAACAAGUCAAAUGGGUUGUUCCUUGGUCUGCCAGAGCGUGCAUUGCGUGCUCUCAAUUGGAGCAUGAUUGCCUUCUGGGCUGCAUGUUUCGUCGUUCAUGCCUUCCGUGGAGAAUGGAGCAAUCUCGAACACUUCAAGAAGCAAUGUCUGCGCCUCAUCUGUCUGGGUCUUGGAGUCGCUGCUUUGUUCUUGAAGUGGAUUGAACCAGAGCAUGUCAAUCUCUCGUACGCUCCUGGUGUCGUCACUAUCGCUGUCGAGAUCACCUAUCUUGGCAUUGAUGUGAUUACGGAUGCCGUCUGCUUCUUCUUCGAAACAGCGGUUCCGUGGUUGGCAACGAUUGGGAAACCAGUGGUCUCCUUCACUGCAGCUUUGGUUAUGGUCAUCGUUGUUUGGGCUCUGUAUCGUGGACAGAAGUAAUCCCUCAAAGAUCUCCGACACUGAAAAGGACAUUUUGAUACUGCUGACAUUGGCUCAAUGGCAAAGAUGGUGAUGGAUAGGAUCGACUGGAACAUGGUGUAUGAGUACGAAAACGAUCUCGGGUGAUAGAGUAGCGGGUUUGGUCAAUGAAAAGGGAGAGUGCAUUCAGGGGAAAGAUAAAGGCUAAGCGAGGAUUUGCAACUGAUUUCAUUCACCCAUGAUUCCCAUCUGUGCAUCAUCUUUGAGGGUUAUUUCCAUGUACAUAUACUACUACCUCCUUUUGAGAUACAAGAACGAACAACGCAAUGGCACCAAUUGGUGUGAUACCUGAUCAAUCGAAGUAAAUU